Molecule: messenger RNA, 2642 nt
Organism: Exophiala xenobiotica
Lineage: Eukaryota; Fungi; Ascomycota; Eurotiomycetes; Chaetothyriales; Herpotrichiellaceae
Exons: 3
Coding region: 174-2300 (708 amino acids)
Source: RefSeq, a predicted model, not a curated record
CACCUGGCGACCCUCAGAGACUUCACCUCCUGCGUUCCGUACCUCAUUCACACUGAUACCUCCCUAACCUCGAAUUCUACAUCUUUUACGCGAGUGUCCUCAUCCAAACCCCGAACGGCUCGUUGCUCGCGAUAUCUGGCAUCAUAAGCUGAAAGGGGUGGCGCUGCGCCUCGAUGGCGCGCCGACCUCCCAACUUGACCAGUUCUUCAUCAAUGGGAGAUGAAAACACGCUGAGGAGGUCAUCUAACGACAUACCAAACCCAAACGUUUUCAGUGACGACUACGCCAUCGACCCUGCUGACUUUUCAUUUGACCUCAGACCAAUUGACUCAAUCGACUCAAUUGACAACCGGCCCGAGGAGCUGAGCCUCGACCUCAACGGCAAUCUACGAGGUCACACUCGGGAGUAUCUUCCCUCUGGACUUCCAGGACAUCGUCUCAGCCUCAACUAUCCCUUCGUCUCCAACAGAAAAUCCACUGCCGAUCAAUCCGCCGAUCCUCACCGAGCCGUAUCUACCUCCUCGCGUUCUAUGGCAGACAGCCGAAGAACCCUAUCGACAUCAUCCAGAUUCUCCAUACCUCGAAGUCAGAGCCCUUACCGAGGGCCAACAGCUCCUAGCCAACCAUAUGGCAUGUACACUCAGAUGACUCGCGCUUCGAGCAUCGCAAGCGAAUCAACCAUAAGACCAAUCGAACGACCGUUAUCCAAUGGGGGUCCCGAACAUCCAUAUUCCAUGUACCCUCAAAAUACAGUACCGGAAGAAGACAUGGCAGAUACGCAUGUAGCCGUAGGCUUUCCAGUACUCGGCUCGAGCUCAUCAGGAGACGAAGUUGGGGAUAUAAUAGGGAGUGACGGACAUGUCGAACAAUUACCCCCGUACAGCCGAUACGCCGACAAUGUCAUUGCCAAGGGCGACAUGGCAACACUUGAACAACAAGCGGUUAGCCCCAGUCAGGAUUCAAGAUCUGCUCCACUCGUUCCACCCGCUGCGGCCACUUCAGCCUCGGACGUGGAACUGACGGCCGUUGGAGCUGGAGCAUCUACAGAUGAAGUGGCUCGGAAAGAGGGUUUGGUACAAAAGAGAUUGAGGCGAAUAUGUUGCGGCUUGCCUGUAUGGACUUGGAUAAUACUGAUGGUGGUUGUCUGCCUAGCGGCAGUCCUUGGCGGUGUCAUUGGAGGAGUAGUAGGAAACCAGAAAGGAGCACAGCGAGCUGCUGCAUCUGCUGCAAGUGCGACCACGACAGUUUGGCUUGAUGCCGAUCCGGCUUCCACCGGGCCAACCACGCCGCCUUGUCCGACCGGACACUGGACGAUACCUCUGAAUCAGACUGAUCAAGUCGAUACUUGCGUGGUUAAUCCCGCUCUUUCAAACGUCUGGGAUUGCAUGAACAAAGCGAAGCUUGGAAUUAGUGUUUUUGAAAGCAUUGACCAGGGAGGUCCACUCUUGUCAGUCGCUUUCGACGAUUAUUCACUACGACCUCAGCUGUUCAGAUAUGGGCCGCAGCCACCCGAUUUCAAUGGCAGCUCUUUUGGGUUGAAACCCUUCAUGGACAAGGAUGAUGAUGAACUUGGUGUCGCGUUAUUCUUCAGUGCACUAUUCGAUAAGAUAGUGAUUUUUCCUAGUGAUGCGAUCAGUCCUUCUGACGCGGGCACGAAAAGGUCGGUGUCUAUCUCGCAGCUGUCGAAGAGAGGCGCCGACAAGGCGAACGAACCUGACUGGAUGUCCACUUUACUCAGCAUUGGGGAGCAGCCAUGGUUCUGUUUCUGGAACUCUACCAUCAGCGAGUUUUGGAUAUUCCUAGGCCAAGACAUGGACAACAAUGCUUCGAGUGCGACAACCACAGCUGCGUCCAGCAUGCAAACGGGCCCACCUCCACAAUCUUCUUCUGGCGCUUCCAGUAGCCCCUAUGGCUCUCCAAUGUAUACCCCGCCAGCAACACAAUCGUCCAAAAAUUACCCUAGUCAAACCACGUCCGCUCCUAGCGAGAAGACGUCGGAUGGCUAUUGGGACGGUUCAAAAGUACGACGUCGGGGCUCGGACAGCUCAUCAAAUUUUCCCAAACUGGUCAAGAUGGUACAGAAGCGCAAGCCCGGCAGCAAUGUGCCGCCAUAUUGUCAACAGAUGCAGGUUCUCAAUAACUGGCAAAUCAUGCCUAUUCCAACUGUACCGACGGUAACGAUCGAUGAGAGCGAGUACGCGCCGCAGUCGACUUCUCCAUCGAGAAGGGCGGUUCGUCCACGAUCAGAUAUGACAGAGCAGUUGGGAUCGAAUUGCAUCUGCGAGUGGUUCAGCGUAUGAGCUGGAAGCGGAUCUAUCUUAUUUACGUGUUCACGAUGUAAUGAGUGUGGCUUUUCGUGUUAAGUCUUCAGGCUUGUCUGGUGUCCGGGUGUUACAAUGUUUUGAAACCUGGCAAGUAUCUACGGGUUUGACAUAUAUCUGGAUUGUGAGCGUCGUCCACAGUCGGAAAUGUGGAUGGCGAAUCACAGGAGGGAAAAGGGACAUACUGGUAGAUAUUGGUUUCUUUCCACAUUAUUGGGAGAAGGAGAAGGAUGCGGGAAAACAUGUCGCAUUCCGUACAUGUUAGUUAGUGACAGCUAAAAUCUGGAGAUCAUGUGAGAAAAUGAUAGAAAUACCAUUUCC